This is a messenger RNA of Plasmopara halstedii, 1896 nucleotides long. RefSeq names its product metal ion transporter family. Gene Ontology annotation, molecular function: cobalt ion transmembrane transporter activity; magnesium ion binding; cobalt ion binding. The coding region runs from base 1 to 1896 and encodes 631 amino acids. Gene Ontology annotation, cellular component: membrane. The record is from RefSeq and is a predicted model, not a curated record. Gene Ontology annotation, biological process: transmembrane transport; metal ion transport. The transcript has 2 exons. Lineage: Eukaryota; Oomycota; Peronosporomycetes; Peronosporales; Peronosporaceae.
AUGAGCAGUGUCGAGUCCCCACACAACGACUGCAAUAGUAAAUCUGCGGUUUCUGUAGUAGUACACAGAACGACAUCGUCAUCAUCACAUGAUUCUCGUUUGACAAAUAAUGGGCAAAAUUUAUGGAAUCGUUCAUCUGAUGUGCAGACUGACGAUAUUCAGACCGACUACCAACCUCCAGACUGGAACUCGAAUGAUGAAUCUACUGCAGACGAUAGUGCGAGUCGUACUGCCUUUCAUUUGAAUACAAAUGACAGUCGAAAUAGCACACCUUUGCCAGGUGGAAAUAGUUUUCGAAAUUCCACAGCGGAUUCUGUAAUGUCUAGCGAUCCGUCAGUGGUUCCUCCCGUAAAUAUGAAAGUUCGUCCACUCACGCUGUAUGGAAAAGACAUUCUUCGCAUCUUUCCAUUCGGAACGACGUCAGAAGAUAUUAAACCUGUGAAAUGGUCGGAUACUCUCGGCGCUAUCGACGUUGAAGAUGAUUAUUCCAUUCGAGAUCCUCAUUUUGAUCUUACUAAUGGAAAAAUUACCAAACUCUUUUCACUGUCUAGCCCCGACGAAAAUGGAAUGUUAUCGUACGAAGGUUUUCGGCGUGGUUUGGAGGCAAUGGGCAUCGCUUGUGAUAGCAAUCAACAGUUUCAAGCAUUUUUGGAUGUUGUUGAUGACGAUAAGAAUGGUGUCAUUUCAUUUGAUGAAUUUCUCUGCGCAAUUCAAGAAAUCAAAUUGGCACAGCUAUUCAAUGAACCAUUCAUUCGUACGAUGCCAGCAUUGUACCAAAGUCUUCCGUCACCUGUAACUCUCGGCGCUAUUGAGUACUCCUCAGAUCGCAUUCGAUGUGUGUAUCCGAUCAAUAAUGUCAAGGGUUUCAUCUAUUCAAAGCCCCCAUCCUGGGCAAGUGUGCGCUGGAUUAACGUCGAAGGGAUCAAUACUUUACUAAUUCGUCGUCUUUCUGUUCGUUAUCGACUUCAUCCUUUAGCAAUUGAAGAUACACUAGGACCAGACGUGAAGCGACCAAAAUACGUAAAAUUUGACGAGCAUUCGUUUUUAAUUCUUCAGACGCUGCAUCCACGAAAGAGAUGCAUUGUGAGGACGUAUCAACAAAUGUACCGCACUGCCCACUUGAUGCUACUGGACGACAAGUCACCUUUUGACAAAAUGAGCUUUACUGAGCUUGAAAACCGACUCCAAGAGCUUGAAGCUGGUCGUGUCAUGUCUCCACCCUCCCAGCUGAGCUUGUACGUAAUGGAAGGUGCACUUAUUAGCGUACAGGGUGAAAAUUCGCUUUGGUAUGCUUUAAAGAAACGAUUGCAUGUCUCGUAUUCUAAAGUUCGCCAGCACAGCACAGCUUUUCUCAUGUAUACGAUUAUGGAUCUCACGGUGAAUGAACUCUCACCGAUUUCACAAACUUUUGGUGCCAAAUUAUUGAUGCUACACCGUUUGAUGUCACUUGACACACGGCACUUUGACGUUCGACGAAUUGCUGCAACUUUAAAACAAAUUAAAAUUCUGCAGAUGUAUUGUAAACCAAUGCGUGAAGUCAUUUCCAAGUUGAUUGUAUCGAAUGAUUAUCAAGGCGAGACUCUUCAGUAUUUUGCUGAUGUACAAGAACAUCUCACAACUAUCGAGGAAGAGUGUGCGUACAAUUUAGAUCGUUGUCAUAAUCUGGUGGAUGAAUUUAACAACACUCGAGCUUCGCAGCAGAAUGAUGUGAGCUACAUCUUGGCACUAAUUGCUGCAAUUUUUCUACCAGCACAAUUUCUUACUGGGGUGUACGGCAUGAAUUUUCCGUAUGUCCCCGAACAGACUUAUUACUAUGGAUAUUUUAUCUGGUGGGCUGUCAUGAUCGUAGCUGCUGGACUCAUUAUCAUUUUUUUCAAAUGUAAACAAUGGAUCUAG